Molecule: messenger RNA, 1077 nt
Organism: Penaeus chinensis
Lineage: Eukaryota; Metazoa; Arthropoda; Malacostraca; Decapoda; Penaeidae
Product: myelin-associated neurite-outgrowth inhibitor-like
Exons: 7
Coding region: 17-922 (301 amino acids)
Source: RefSeq, a predicted model, not a curated record
CACUGGCGAAGGAAACAUGAUGAGGUCGUGGACGCUCCUAGUGCUGACGGCGGCGCUGAUGGCGGCGUCGGGCGAGGAGCUGGGAAACAUCGAGGUCAUCACGAGAGGCGAGCUCGGCCAGAGGCUCGGCCAGAGGCUCGACCGUCCCGUUGGAGGAAGCAGCCUGGUACUCCCCUUGGCUGGCCCGGUACAAGGCGACGUCCCCCCGCCGCUGAGUUACCUGCCCCCGGUCCAGACACCCCUUCCGAUCGAGGUUACCCCAGUGCCCCUACCUACCCCGAUCCAGCCUCAAACCGACUACCUGCCCCCUGUGCCCGUGGGACAGCCUCAGGUCGAAACACCCACAGGAUUGUAUAACCCGCCCUCAGCCUCCAUCCCCGACACAAAUUUCCCCAUCGGAACAGGGGUAAGUGGCGCUCUGCUGUCCAAGGGCGCUGGCUUCAGCAGCCUCUCGCAGACGGGAAGCGGGGGAAGCUAUGGAAGCGGUUUUGACAGCAGCUAUGGCACUAACUAUGGCACCAACUCCAGGCCAGUGAGCAGGCCUUAUCCAGCAGACCCCUACCCAAUCUACCCUCCAUACCCGCAGCCACAGCCUCAGCCCGUGUACCCCGCCCCCGUGUAUCCCGUCUACAGACCUAAGCCCAAUCCCUUCGCCGCCUUCAAGGCCAAGGUGGAGCGCAUAGUGCAGGCCAAGAAGCUAGCCGCCGCCCUCAAGCACGCAGCCUACAAGCAGAGUAUCGAGGAGAAGUACCAACCGACCUACCCGACUUAUCCCUCUUAUCCGACCUACCCGACUUACCCGACUUACCCGACCUAUCCCGGCCACUCGACCCACGGCCACGGCGGCGCACAGAAGGGAAAGUUCUUCGGCUUCCAAAGUUUCAAUGCUCCUCGUCCCGGUUACCAUCACGGUGGAUGGUAGAGAAGGCGGUGCUGCCAUCUACACGGUGAAAGCAACGGCAAAGUUUCUCCGGGAAAUAGCUGAUUGUUAUAAUUUUACAAAUAGGUUUAGUCGUAAAAACUAAAGUAACUAUUUUCAUAUUUGGUGUUGUACAUUUGUCCGUUUUUUUUUUUUUU